AUGUCAAGUGAAAAUGUAAAGAAAAAGAACAAGGUGGGACAGGCACAGGAGGGACCACCAAACUCUGUGCUCCAAAUGUGCGCGGGUCCACCCGCUGCAGUCAGAGAGGACAUCUGCACGGACACCGUAUCGGACAGCUGGGUGGUGCAGGUAGCCUGUAUUCAGGUGCUCUUUAGCCGGCUUCAGGGGCUACAGGUUUGCAACCCCUCCUUGAGAGUCGGGGGAGCGAGCCCGGCCGCCUUUCGAUUCCCGCCUUCGCGUUGGAGCGCUUCCUGUUUGGCACGUAAGGGCGCUAGCGGUUGCCAGGGCUCCGGUGGCAACUUCCGCGGCGCUUUGCAGGUCCGGCGGGUGGAGGUGGGUGCCGCACACCCGCGGUGCGAGAAGGCGGGUCUCCGCUCUGCACCCUGUCGGGUACCCUGUCUGUGUGCGGUCAUGAGUAGCGACUUCCUGGCGGAGCUGCACUGGGAGGAUGGAUUCGCGGUCCCAGUGGCGAACGAGGAGAACAAGAUACUGGAAAACCAGUUGUCAAAGAUGCAGGAUGAAAGGUCAAGCUUACAAGAACAGCUUCGUGACUAUGAAGAUAGAAUUAAUGCAAUGACAUCUCACCUCAAAAAUGUUAAGCAAGAGUUCUUAUUUACACAGUCUCUUCACAAAGCACGGGAGAAUGAGAUUGAAAGUGAAGAACAUUUUAAAGCCAUUGCUCAAAGAGAAUUGGGACGAGUGAAGGAUGAAAUCCAUCGACUGGAAAAUGAGAUGGCUUCAAUACGGGAAAAGAAAAAUGAUAAGGAAAAUAGCAUAUUUAAAGCUACUCAAAAAUUGGAUGGCUUGAAAUGUCAAAUGAACUGGGAUCAGCAAGCAUUGGAAGCCUGGUUAGAAGAAUCAGCUCAUAAAGAUAAUGAUGCCCUCAUGCUUCAGAAGUAUACACAACAAGAUGAUAAUAAAAUUAGGGCGCUGACCCUGCAAUUAGAAAGAUUGACUUUGGAAUGUAAUCAGAAGAGAAAGAUACUUGACAAUGAGCUUACAGAGACUCUAAGUGCACAGUUAGAAUUGGAUAAAGCAGCACAGGAUUUUCGUAAGAUUCAUAAUGAAAGACAAGAACUCAUUAAACAGUGGGAGAACACAAUAGAACAGAUGCAGAAGAGGGAUCGUGACAUAGAUAACUCUGCCUUGACAUUAGCAAGGAUAAAGCAGGAAACCAGAGAAAAAGAAAAUUUGGUGAAGGAGAAAAUCAAGUUUUUGGAAAACGAAAUUGGGAAUAAUGCAGAGUAUGAGAGAAGAAUUGCUGCUGCUGAUCGUAAAGUUUUAAAAUGUAGAACAGAAUAUCAGCAACACGAAACUAGUAGAAAUCAGCUGAAGGAUGAGCUGGAUUCUUUAAAAGCCACUGUGAAUAGAACUUCCAGUGAUCUAGAAGCUUUGAGAAAACAUAUUUCCAAAAUAAAGAAGGAUAUUCAUGAAGAAACAGCAAGGUUACACAAAAUGAAAAACCAUAAUGAGGUCAUAAAAAAAGAUUUAAAGCAGAUAACUGAGAAAACCAUGUCGGUAGAAGAGAAAGCUACCAAUCUGGAAGAUAGGCUAAAGGAGGAGGAAAAAAGUGUAAAGGAUGUGGAAGUUCAGUUGAACAUAGUGAAAGAUGUGCUGUUUAAGAAAGUUCAGGAGUUGCAGACUGAGACAAUGAAAGAAAAAGCUGUUAUAUCAGAGAUUGAAGGAACCCGUUCCUCUCUAAAACAUCUCAACUGUCAGUUACAUAGACUGGAUUUUGAAACCUUGAAGCAGCAACAAAUUAUGUACAGUCAGGAUUUUUACAUUCAACAAGUAGAACGGAGAAUGUCACGGUUAAAGGGAGAAAUUAAUUCAGAAGAAAAGCAAGCCCUUGAAGCAAAAAUUGUUGAACUUAAGAAGUCCUUGGAAGAGAAAAAAUCUACAUUUGGUCUUUUGGAACUACAGAUCAAGAAGCUUCAUAAUGACCUUUACUUUAUCAAGAAGUCAAACAGUAAAAAUUGUGAUGAAAAACAGUCCCUUAUGACCAAGAUAAAUGAGCUAAGCCUUUUCAUUGACAGAUCAGAGAAAGAACUUAAUAAAGCCAAAGACUAUAAACAGGAUUUGAUGAUAGAGGAUAAUCUUUUAAAACUUCAAGUGAAACGUACUCGAGAAAUGCUUCAUAGUAAGGCAGAAGAAGUUCUUUCCUUGGAAAAAAGAAAUUAAAGUUCACAAAACAAUGCUUGUGUCACAAAUAAGAUACGUUGAUCAACAAAGACAAAACAUAAGUGCUGAAUUUCAUGAACGACUGAGUAAAAUUGAUAAGCUGAAGAAUAGAUAUGAAAUUCUUACUGUUGUUAUGCUGCCUCCUGAUGGAGAAGAGGCAAAAACACAGGCUUAUUAUGUAAUAAAGGCUGCUCAAGAAAAAGAAGAACUUCAAAGGGAAGGUGACAGUUUGGAUGCUAAGAUCAACAAAGCUGAAAAAGAAAUCUAUGCUCUAGAAAAUACCUUGCAAGUGCUGAAUAACUGCAACAACAAUUACAAACAAUCUUUUAAAAAAGUGACUCCAUCCAGUGAUGAGUAUGAACUAAAAAUUCAACUAGAAGAACAAAAAAGAGCUGUGGAUGAAAAAUACAGGUACAAACAAAGACAAAUCAGAGAGCUUCAGGAAGAUAUCCAGAGCAUGGAAAAUACUUUACAAGUCAUAGAACAUUUAGCAAAUAAUGUCAAAGAAAAAUUAUCAGAGAAACAGGCUUACUCAUUUCAACUAAAUAAGGAAACUGAGGAGCAGAAGCCAAAGUUAGAAAGAGCAACUAAACAGUGCACAAAACUCACAAAGGAGAUUCGUAUUUUGAAAGACACAAAAGACGAAACACUAGAAGAACAAGACAUCAACCUUCGUGAAGUGAAACAAUUUCACAAGGUCAUUGAUGACAUGUUCAUUGAGGUCACAGAAGAAAAUGCUGAGAUCCGCAUUAUCCUUCAAACAUAUUUUCAACAGAAUGGAUUAGAAUUACCAACAGCCAGUACUAAAGGAAGUCAUCCAAGUUCUAGAUCUCCUUCACAGACUUCACUGUUAUCAGCUAGGUCUUCUAGGAGUGCCACAAAUACUUCGGCUUCUCAGACUCCAAUUAAAGUGUUAGAGCUCAACUUCCCAGCCUCCUCCUCACCAACAGGCAGCAUUACUAGACCAACAAGUUCUAGUAGUAGCUCCAGUAAUGGUAAAAACAAAAAAAGCAGCAAAUAAACAUUUUAAUUUCUUUUGAAAAAGUUGUAAACACAAAAACAAAAACCUCAUAUUUUAAAACAGUAAGUCCUACUCUAUGCCUUUGGGUGCUAUAUAAUGAUGAUAAAGACAAUCAAAAUGGUGUUAGAAAUAUCAAAUGAUCAGAAAAAAAAUUACCCAGUGAGAAGUGAUGUAAAUGCUUAAUUUCCUUAGUUUUCCUACUCUUUUCUUUAUACAGGAGGAAAAUACUAGUAUUUUUUAAAAAGGCUACAUGUUAUACUAACAUAGGGUAAAUGGUGUUUCUCAUUGUAAUCUUGAUAUAGUGAUAGAAAUGUUUCAUAGUUUCAUGGAACUGCAACUCAUUUCUACUGUAACAGGAAGAAAUUUCAAAGAUUUAUUGCCCUUAUUAAGAGCUUAUAAGAAUGUGAAGACUUUCAUUUAUACUAGAAGAUCCCCAAGUUAUAUUUUCUUUAUUCAAAAAAAAACAUUCAUUAAAGGCAGUUUCUUCUUCUGGUAUAGUUUUUAACAACAAAAAAGAGGUAUUAUCCCCUCCCCACUAAAGAAAAGAAUUGAUAAGAGAGAAAUACUGUGUAUCAAAAAAUGCAGCUUAAAUUAAGAAUUAUUCCACUCGACCGUGAAAGAAAUCAAACAUUAAAGAUUUUGUUCUCAAGCUAUAACCAAGCAAGAAUAAAAAAAAAUUUUGUUUGAAAUUUUAACUUAAAUAAAUGUAAAAAAUUCUAGAUGUGACUUUGUCAAAUAGGGAUUCCAUGGACUUACAGUGGACAUAGUCCACAAUAUUUAGAAUUAGUUUUUCCAGCUAAUACUUUAACAUGUGGCUAAAACUUUGGAUUUUUAUAACAGAAUGUGGAAUGUUGUUAUAAAUAAAUGUAUCAGAAUUCA
Molecule: messenger RNA, 4102 nt
Organism: Tupaia belangeri chinensis (Chinese tree shrew)
Lineage: Eukaryota; Metazoa; Chordata; Mammalia; Scandentia; Tupaiidae
Gene: CCDC39
Product: coiled-coil domain 39 molecular ruler complex subunit
Biological process (GO): epithelial cilium movement involved in determination of left/right asymmetry; cilium-dependent cell motility; inner dynein arm assembly
Cellular component (GO): axoneme
Source: RefSeq, a predicted model, not a curated record